Molecule: messenger RNA, 678 nt
Organism: Plectropomus leopardus (leopard coralgrouper)
Lineage: Eukaryota; Metazoa; Chordata; Actinopteri; Perciformes; Serranidae
Source: RefSeq, a predicted model, not a curated record
AUGAGCCAUAACACCGUCACCGCAGACACCGCGGACAGGGUUCUACAUGAAACGUUUCCUCAGCACACGUUCCUGAUGAACGGACUCAUUCAGGGCGUGAAGGGCCUGCUGUCAUUCAUGUCCGCUCCUCUGAUCGGCGCGCUGUCUGACGUGUGGGGCCGACGCACCUUCCUGUUGGUCACCGUCUUCUUCACCUGCGCCCCGAUCCCCCUGAUGAGGCUCAGCCCCUGGUGGUACUUCGCCAUGAUCUCCAUGUCUGGAGCUUUCUCCGUCACCUUCUCGGUCAUCUUCGCUUACGUCGCUGAUGUAACGGAUGAGAGAGAGAGGAGUACCGCCUACGGUCUGGUGUCGGCCACUUUUGCAGCCAGCCUGGUAACGAGUCCGGCCAUCGGGGCGUACCUGUCAGCCUGGUACGGAGACAACCUGGUGGUUCUGGUGGCCACGCUGAUCGCUCUGGCCGACAUCUGCUUCAUCCUGCUGGCCGUGCCCGAGUCUCUGCCCGACAAGAUGAGGCUCAACACCUGGGGGGCGCCCAUCUCCUGGGAGCAGGCCGAUCCUUUCGCUUCUCUGCGUAAGGUGGGUCAGGACCCGACGGUCUUACUGAUCUGCAUCACUGUGUUCCUGUCUUACCUGCCCGAGGCCGGACAGUACUCCAGCUUCUUCCUCUACCUGAGACAG